UUAAGUUCGGGUUAGGUGUUUGUUGUUGUGCUGCUACCUCUUGUAUUGUGUACAGGAUAUUCCUUGUAGAUUGUUAAAAAUAGUAAUUUAUGAUUAAAAACUAUUUACCUCUGUUUGUAUUUCCGUGAUUUUUGAGUGCUCAAGCCUCACGAACUCUUUAAUAUGAAUUAUUUAACGAAUAUAAAAAAUGUUGUUAAAUUGAGCCAACAAGAUCUCCACAAUCCUGGCAAAACGUCCUGGCAUGACCAGUACAAAGAUAGCGCCUGGAUUUAUAUCGGAGGGCUCCCAUUUGAUUUGACUGAAGGAGAUAUCAUAUGCAUUUUUUCGCAAUAUGGUGAAGUGGUUAAUAUCAAUCUUAUCAGAGAAAAGGAUACUGGCAAAUCCAAAGGGUUUUGCUUUUUAUGUUACGAAGAUCAGAGAUCUACAAUUUUAGCAGUAGACAAUUUGAAUGGCAUCAAAGUUUUGAACAGGUCGAUUCGGGUAGAUCAUGUGCAGAAUUAUAAGGUUCCAAAAGAUGACAAAAAGGCCACCAAUGAAACCAAAAAAUUACAUGCAGAAGGUUGUGCUCCAACUCCAAAACCAGCUACAGUUCCUGUUGCAAUGAAAAAAGAAAUUCCUGAUCAGGGUUAUUUUAGAGAAACUUUAGUGGAUCAAAUAGAAGGUGAAAUAAAACUGCCUGCUAGAUUGCCGAUAUAUGUUAAACAAGAAAAAGCUUCGGAUGAUGAAAAUGUUAAAAAAGAGAAAAAACAAAAGAAAAAUAAAAAGAAAAAAUCCAAAAAGGAUGCUUCAAGUAGUGAUUCAGAGGAUGAUAGGAGGUCUAGAAAAAGAAGGGAAACUAGUAAGGAUAGGAAUAAAAAGAAGAGAAAUGAGAGGCGGGAUAGUAGUGAGGAAAAAGUCAAAAGGAGAAAAUACGAGAAAGAGGAUAAAGAUAAUUCAAAACGCAGAGAGAGGUCCAACAGUAAAGAAAAAGAUGAGACGACUAAAACUUUCAGAAGAGAGGUGCUUCCUAAUAUUCCAAAAAGAUGGCAAUAAAUAAAUGACACAUUGUUCAAAUAUAGUUCAGUUUAUUUUAGACAAAUAUUGACACAAAGUUUAAAAUACAUUAUUGAGAAAUCACAUGCUGAGCAAAAAUAUUCAGGAAAAUAUAAAAUCAAAUUUUAAAAUACAUACAUUAUGUUUAUAUAUAUAAAUAUAAAAUUCCAUUAGGAGAAAAGUGAAAAAAAUAAUGAGUUUUCAUUUUUUUUUCUACACAUUGGCAAAAGAGGAAACGAAUAGACACCAUUCGCACUAACUAACAUUACCAAUUGAAUCCGCUAUAUUAUUUUCAUAGAAAGGUUAAUAAGGUUAAAACUAUGGUCCUUAGAAGCCUAGCUAUUUGGAUAUUUUUAAACCUCCCUGUAUCUAAUAUAGUUGGUCCUAUUUUUUUAAAUUACAUACUUUUAUUAUUCCUCUAUUAUUAACACAUUUGUGUAAACAGUUUCCUAAUUCUCUAAACCUUUAAACUUUUAACAAAACAAAAUAAAUAGAUAACAAUCAAGAUAAAAUUUAUAUUUUUCUCAAAUACUAUUUGGCUGCCAAGAGGCAAGUCUAAUAAAUUGGACGCUAUAUCGAUAUUUCAAAAAUUGAUACUAAAUCGAUCAAUCAAAAAACACCCCUGCCCUUCCUCACCCGUAAAGUUUCUCCAAAAUAGCUGUAGGGGCGUCUGCGCUGUAUUUUGAAAUUUGCCUUAGAAGAGCAAACUUUUUCGUAAUGCCUUUUGAGGACUCCAUAUCGUACAGAGUACAUAAAUUGAGAAUUAACGACUCGUGUAGAGCAUGCAUAGGAUUGGAAGCAAUAGCCGACUCUAGCACUGCUAUAGCUUCUUUUAGAUGACCUCCGUAGAGCAAGCAAACGCCCAUGUUGUUGAGAAUCUGUGAACAAAUUUGAGAAUUCUUAGUAAGAAUACAAGAAUAGUGAAUAAGAGAUUUUAUUAAAAAAAAAAAAAAAAUGGCUGAAACUAUUCCAAAAGCUGGCGACCCAUUGACAGCGUAAAGAAGCGCCAGCGACGCGGGUUAGAACAUGUGGCGGAUAUGAUACAUUAAAGGCUGGUUCUUAGAACUAUGUAGUGUUGCCAAGGCACUCCCCCACCACCCUGUAGCUCUAAAACUAGCAACACCCAGAUGACCAUGACAGUGUUCCUGGCCGGCACACAAACAAAAACAGUGUCAAAUGGUGUGGUUGAAAAAUUUCAACGUCAUUUCGCUAUCGGCGACACAUGCGUGCCACAAUUCCCCUCAUUUAGGAAGGGAUAAAAGGUAGUGACGUCAGCCGCUUCUAAUUGGUUAAACAAAAGUAUGGCUGGCGACACUACCUACAUAGUUCUGAGAAAUCGAAUUCCGAAACGUUAUAAUCUUGUUAAAAUCACAUUUUCAACAUUAAAAAUCAACUUUUCUACAUUUGAAAUCGACGAAAAAAUUAAGACACAAUAAGCACAGCCUGAAUCGCAAGCAUCCCAUCAAGGCCUGCGGGUGACGUCACAACUAUAAACGUGAAACUGCUGAUAGUGGUGACGUCACUCGCAGGCCCUGCCGCCUCGAAAAUUGGCAAACGUACGCCUUAUGAGGAUGAGCAAUCCUGUUAGUUCAUGAUUGUUAGCUCCAAAGCGACAAAAUUUCUAUUAUGGUCCUAGGUCCUUCUGUGUCAGUUAUUGACAAAAAGUUCAAUUUAUAUAGACUGCAUAAGGAGAAACAUGUUUCUCUUUAGAGGCAGCACUUCGAGACACGCGUUCAGCGGCGCUCGGCAACAGCCGCUUUUUGUCAGCUGCUGCCGAUUUCGCUAGGCGGUAAAAAUUCAGGCUUACGGACUCAACUUAUGCAUGAAUCCCAACGAUGCGUUCAGGAAAUUUACAUUCGCUUGUAUCAACUGUCCUCAACUGCUUUACGCUGCAAGUUAGCAGCUGAGUACUGGUGAACGUACCCAAUGAACAAGAUGAUGAAGUACAAUCCCUGUUAUUGCCGGUUGACAAACUAUCGAAAAAAAAACUAUCGAUAGUGAUAUCGAUAGAAUGGCUUACCUAUCGAUAGUAACUAUCGAUUGUACUAUCGAUAGUUUUCUCUGACCAUAGUGAACAAAUUUGUAAUUAAUUACGAAAUAAAUUUAUUAAAUGACAACAAUAACAUCAUAACCUUUAAAUAACCAUUAGGCUGAAGACAGAAUGACAAAUACAAGGUACAAGAGACAGAUACAAAAUAUCAAAAAAUCGAAAUUCUGUAUCGUGGAGUGGCAAGUAAAUUGUAUUGUGUCCAUUUAAUCUGUUAUCGUCACUCCUCCUAACCUAAAAAUUGGCAGCACCGCAUGUCUAUCCCUAAAAAUAAUUACAGAUUUUUUAAAACAGCUACAGAUUUCUUUAUAUUUCCCUCAAUUCACAGAUGUUUUCAUUUACCUUUGGCUACUUUGGAACUAUCGAUAAUGGUACAGGUCUAUCGAUACUAUCGAAAAUUAAAAAAAUAUCGAUAGUAUCGAUAUUCCUAUCGAUAGUUUGUUAUCCGUAAAAUAUUGCCGUAAGUAUAGCUGAUAAGCUCUUUUUACAAAUAGGAAAAAACGGGUGUCCCACUUUUCAUGCUCACGACUGCACAUAAUUUAAUGGAUAAAAUGGAAUAAAAUCGAUUAUCCCAAAUGUGAAAUAAACUAAACGAAUAUGGAUUAUUAACCCUUAAUCCACUUUAUCCGGAUAUAACACGUGAAAUAAGAAAUAAAAGUAUAUAGUGUCCGUGCAGUGAAGCUUCAUGCAGCAGAAGUGAGAAUACUCCUUAAGGUAGGCGCAGAUCGAUGCGGGAGCGGGAAUGGGAGCGAUGUGUAGAUGCGGCAACGGUGGGAGUUUGCAUAGCAUGCACACCAUGCGAUUUUUCAGUGAUGGUUUCCGCCAUGCUCUAAACACCUGGUAGCGUCCAAACAAUACAAAACAUCACCAAACCACACCAAACUAUACGAACUGCGGGAAAACACUGCAUGCUGCGAACCAAAAUUCAUUGGCAGACAUCCCGCAAAUCGCACGUAUUCUCUUCGUACCGGUAUGCACUCCUUCAUAUCCCACCGUUGAUUUACGUCCCGCAAAAGUUUCGUUCCCGCUCCCGCAGUCCUGCGUCGGUCUGCGCCUGUUAUAAAAUACCUUUAUUUCGAUUACAGAAUCCAGAAAUGUAAUAAUAUAGCGUGCACUUCCGGCAAAACCGGAAGCGACAGUCAAUUCUUUCCAUACUGAAAUUCUGCUUCGAUAUGAACAAUAAACAUCCCCAAAAUUUAAAAUCGAUAUCGAUUUAGCCUAAGAUAGAGCUUGGAGCUUGGUAGUAAUCUCGUGGUCACCCGGUAUAAUAGGUCUGUUCCAACCAAUGUUCCAACAAGUCAAAAAUUGUUCCAUGAACAGUUUUGAAACCACUCUAGCUGAGUUCAGGAUGGCCCAACGGAGCUUGAGUAGAGUUGGAGUGGCGUUUUUUUAUCACGUGAACAAAAAGCUUUUGGAAUGGAUUAGUGAAACCGAACGGCGGUGAUUUGGAGUUUCCCUUAACCUUGCCCUAAGAUCUGACAUUAUUUUAAAAGCAAACGUUUUUUCUUGUGUCUUUUCUAUGAAUUUUUGGUAUUUGGUGGCUAUAUUUAAUUUCGUUAAGGACGUUCAAUUCGGAAACUUGUCUGAAGAAGUCAUCAACAUCAACAUUGAGAAUUUCAGUGAAAUUACGCGUUGCUCGCAUGUCAAACAAGCAGAGUAAAAUCCAUUCCAUCCAUUAACCAGUAGGUGAUAACAGAAAAUAUUGAUUUGUUGACUGUCGAUUAGUCGAAUAGUCGAUUGUCGCAAACAAAAAAAAUAGGAUAGAUGACAGCAAAUCACGAAAACGCACACACUGCGCAUGCCCGCUUUGGCGCUUGUUGAUGACGAGGCGGUGCUUCCAGAUUCAGCUCUUUUGACUCCUGCAGAUCCUUCCCGAAAGAACGUGGCGUUACUCUUUUACCUCAAAAUGUAAGCAAUACCCGAACGCAUCGAGAGUGUUUACUGCACUUGGAGUUUAUCGAACAGUCAUCCCGAACCCACUUUCCGUAUAUAAGUUUUGGAUUCUACGCAUAAUUUUAGGUUUUCCGUAAAGUUAAUAGGUUGUCUAAUAAUGGGUAAGUUGAUGACGUAUCUGGGGUGCCUUAUGGAGAUUUGCAUUAUGUUGAGGCACCCCAGAUGACGUCAUAAAGUUAUCAGGCAACUUACCUCUCUCAAAUACCUUGGGUUUUCCGCAGAAAUUGACGAUACAAUUACGGUUUGCUGCUGAGUUGGAACGGAACAAAACUUAUAUGUAUAUUCUUAAUGGCAGCAAGUUCCCCAAAAUUUUGUAGAGGGCGCGAGUGAACUUGGGGUGCUUUCUAUUUUGGCGGAAAAUGUCAAUAGUUUUAAACCCUUUAAAUGAGUAGGUAUAAGGAAAGAUGACUACAUAAUGAACAAUGGACAGUGAAUAAGUUUAAAUAUCUUCCAAAACAUUCAGUGGCCCUUAGAGAAUAUUUUUAAAAGUGUCAGCGUCAGCUUGUCUUGAAACCACACUUAAACCACACAUCAAACUUAACUUUUGAUGUUAAAACUACAAUCGAUUAUUCACGCGCCAAAAUUUAAAGAGCUCCAAGUACAGAAGCGCCCUCUUCAACUCAACUCUCAAUAUUACAUGUCUAAAGCCGUGUUCGGCAUCUUUUUCGUCUAUUUGCUCCGAGAUAACCUGUCCAGGGGCCUUAUUCUGU
Molecule: messenger RNA, 5742 nt
Organism: Ceutorhynchus assimilis (cabbage seed weevil)
Lineage: Eukaryota; Metazoa; Arthropoda; Insecta; Coleoptera; Curculionidae
Source: the annotation of a GenBank genome assembly